CGCUUGCCUAGAGCUACUAGGCUGCUAGAGAGAGGGAGAGAAGGAGUGGAAGCGGGAAAAAUGGCAGUUCCCAUUUUCAGGGCGUCAGUUCCCAAGUCUCACCCACUCAUUCACUCCCUUUUUUCUACUUCAUUUACUGAUGAAACUUCAAAGAAGAGAAGGAUGUUAGUCUCUUGUGCUCCAUCAGCAACCAAGCCAGUUCGGGAAGAGCUGUCUUUCUGUGUUGGAACCCAUCUUAUUCCACACCCCAGCAAGGUUGAAAAAGGAGGAGAAGAUGCUUUCUUUGUGAGCACCUACAAUGGGGGAGUUAUUGCUGUUGCUGAUGGUGUCUCUGGUUGGGCUGAACAGAAUGUGGAUCCUUCAUUGUUUCCUAAAGAAUUGAUGGCCUAUGCUUCAUCUUUUGUGGAAGAUGUGGAGGUGAACGAUAAUCCUCAGGUUCUGAUAGGAAAAGCACAUGCUGCUACCUCCUCUAUAGGUUCUGCUACCAUGAUUGUUGCCAUGCUCGAGAGGAAUGGAAUUCUGAAGAUUGCCAAUGUCGGGGAUUGUGGGCUUAGGGUUAUUCGUGAAGGUAAAGUAUAUUUUUCUACAUCACCACAGGAACAUUAUUUUGAUUGUCCCUUCCAACUUAGCUCACAAGCUUUCGGCCAAACUUACCGUGAUGCAGUGGUUAGCAGUGUUGAGUUGAUAGAAGGAGACACCAUAGUAAUGGGUUCGGAUGGACUUUUUGAUAAUGUUUUCGACCAUGAAAUUGUUUCGACACUGAUAGGAUACAGAGAUGUUGCAGAGGCUGCAAAGGCAUUAGCUAAUUUGGCAAGCAAUCAUUCGCUGGAUUCGAAGUUUGAUUCUCCCUUCAUCAUUGAGGCCAGAGCCAGAGGUUUUGAAGCUCCUUUUUGGAAGAAAAUACUUGGAAUGAAGCUUACAGGUGGAAAGCCAGAUGAUAUCACUGUGGUAGUUGGUCAGGUUGUGAGCUUAUGAAGCAUUCUGGUCAUCUCCAAGGGAUUCAAAUUUAGGGUAGCUGCACCAUACGGUUUCACUGCAGCUGUUUUUAACAGUCUUGCAACUUUGAUAAUAUUACAGCUACCGGAUAUUUUUGGUAAUGGAAUUACCACCUUGAAAAAUGGUGGAUAACUUAAUGCAUAAAGCAAAAGCAAAGCAUUGCUAAAUACUUCAAAAUA
Molecule: messenger RNA, 1175 nt
Organism: Rosa rugosa (rugosa rose)
Lineage: Eukaryota; Viridiplantae; Streptophyta; Magnoliopsida; Rosales; Rosaceae
Product: probable protein phosphatase 2C 26
Exons: 11
Coding region: 61-975 (304 amino acids)
Source: RefSeq, a predicted model, not a curated record